Saprolegnia parasitica CBS 223.65 is the source of this 2181-nucleotide messenger RNA. RefSeq lists its product as hypothetical. Bases 1 to 2121 code for a protein of 706 amino acids. Gene Ontology annotation, molecular function: protein binding. Lineage: Eukaryota; Oomycota; Saprolegniomycetes; Saprolegniales; Saprolegniaceae. The record is from RefSeq and is a predicted model, not a curated record. The transcript has 3 exons.
AUGUCAGCGACCUUCCGCAGCGUCAUCCUCGGGCAGCCCGAGAUCGCCGCCAUCGUCUUUGGCUACCAGGCUGGCUUGUAUGAAGACGUGCGCCCAGCUUUCCGCGCCUGCGAGGAGCUUGUCGAGUUUGACACAUGCCAAAAACUCUACCUGUGCGACGCAUCGUUGUACAAGACGCUUGCACCAAGCGGCCGUGCAGGUCCCACGCGAUUCGGUUCGUCCCGCUACCUUCUGCGCAACGAUUCGCGCGACGACCGACUGCCGCUGCACCUAGCCAUUGCCAGCGGCUGUGUCCACCUGGCCACGCGCAUCAUCCAGUGUCGCCCAGACCUUGCCUCGGAAGACGCGAUUCUUUUGGCUUUUAUCAAAGACCAGUUGGAGACGGUCGAGGUCCUUCUGGAUCUGCGAGCGACGUUGCCUGCGCUGGAGAGCCUGUCUACCACGCACGUCGCGAGCGUACAGGAGGAGUCUAUGUGUCGCUUCCCGGUGGGGUUUUUGGUUGACCUCCUCGCCAGAGGCGACACCAAAGGCCUGAAGCUGCUUCAGCGCUUUGGCACUGGCCCCGACGACUUUGAAGGUCGCCAUGAUGCCCAGUCCAAUCUUACCAUGUCCGAACGGGUCGUGCGGUGGGCCAUGCCAUGCGCGACGCUGGCUAACGUGGCGCUCGCACUGGAACUGUUCCCAUGGUUCCACUCCCCAGGUCUCUUGGACGACGUGGCCAGCAAAGGUUUCUUGUCGCUCGUACGCUUGCUGCAUGGCCGCAGGCUAAAGUGCUCGACGAACGCCAUGGACAAGGCGGCGGCCAACGGUCACCUCGAGGUCGUCGGCUUUUUACACUCGGCGCGAGGCGAAGGCUGCACUGUCCGUGCCAUGACCGACGCCGCUGCCAAUGGCCAUUUGGAGGUCGUUCGCUUUCUCCAUUUCAACCGCACCGAAGGCUGCACGACGAGGGCGCUCGACGGUGCCAUCUGCAAUGGCCACCUCGCCAUCGCCCGCUUCUUGAUUGAGCAUCGAAGCGAGGGCGCGUCGCUCAACAUCCUCGACGAGGCUGCCGGCAACGGUCACCUUGAGAUCGUUCAGUACCUCCACAACCUCGGUUCGUUUGGCUGCACCGUCGGCGCUGUCGACAAGGCUGCUGCCGGCGGCCAUUUCGACGUCGUCCAGUUUCUUUUGAAUAACCGAAGUGAAGGCUGCAGUCGCGCCGACGUCGUCACUCGUGCGCUCACAAACGGUCAUCUCCAAACGGCCAAGUCCCUCCUCUAUCUUGGGUAUCCGUUCCCGACCUCGGAAAUUCGAUGGUACGUCAACACCCUUCGCAAGCCCGAGAUGAUGGACGUCGUCCAACUGCUCCUCGAGAAAGGCGGGAGCUUGGACGCGAGCUGCAUACUGUACGCCUGCAGUGCCAACCAUCUACCGCUCGUCCGCUUUCUUCACGAGCGCCCGUGCGAUUUCAGUGGUCUCUACUUGAUCGCGACAGCGAUGAAGAGAAAGGCAUGGGAUGUCACAGCCUUUCUCUUGGCCCACGGCAAGACCGACGUUUUGCUGCUCGCGCUCGGGUGUGCGCUACCCAUUACCCUCCUGGAUCUCGUCAUGCGCCGGCUUGAGCGUCAACCCGAGCUCCGUGACGACAAGCUCCUCCAAGUGGCUCUUCGAAGCGACAACGUCGAGGCGAUGCGAGGCCUCCUCACUCUCGGCAUUGGGAAGCCACGCGAGUGCCUCGUCGAGAUUGCGGGUCGUCCCAUGCACGUGACUGCGAGCAAGCUUUUGCUGCCGUACUGCAUGGACGCGACCAAACAUCUCGACAAUAUCCUCUAUCUUCUCGACCUGCUCGCGCUGCCUAACCGCCGCCGCAAGACGACGCUCCAGUUGAUCACAUCCGAUCUUCUGGACCAAGGACGCAAGGCCAGCCAGACCAUCCAGCUUGCACCGAGCGUGGCGGUGCGAGCAUCAACGCUGUUGGAGGCUGGCAAGGUCGUCGACUGGGCGUUGGCGCUCGUCAUUUGCCAGCGCUGGACGUCAGAUGCACCAGCCGCCAUCGAGCAACUCGAGAAGCCGGCGUCUUUGGUUCAGGACGCCGAGCUCCAGACGCAGCUCUACCACCUUCUCGCACAUAGGUCAUGACCGGUGGCAUGACAAUAUUGUCCAACAACCCCAAUGGUCUAAUUCGCAAUCUACAAUGUU